Aspergillus nidulans FGSC A4 is the source of this 1967-nucleotide messenger RNA. RefSeq names its product putative pyruvate carboxylase. The record is from RefSeq and is a predicted model, not a curated record. Gene Ontology annotation, molecular function: nucleotide binding; biotin carboxylase activity; metal ion binding. The coding region runs from base 6 to 1967 and encodes 653 amino acids. Lineage: Eukaryota; Fungi; Ascomycota; Eurotiomycetes; Eurotiales; Aspergillaceae. The transcript is spliced from 2 exons.
GUAAAAUGUUGGUUGCACGCCCAAUACAGCGAAUCCUGGUCGCAAACAGAGGCGAGAUUGCUGUUCGAAUUCUCCAAGCUACAAGAGAAGCCUGUCCAUCGAUUAAAACAUACGCCUUGUAUACAGACAAUGACCGCACCCAUUGCGAUAUUGGGCGCCCCCAUCAUGCGUUGCACAUUACCCCAGAUGGGUAUUUGGACAUCGAGCUUUUGGUUCGACUCGUCCAGCAACACGCAAUCGAUGCAAUCCAUCCAGGAUAUGGCUUCCUGAGUGAAAGUGCCGAGUUUGCAAGGCGUAUGCAAGAUCUUGGAGUCAUUGUUAUAGGGCCUGGCUGGGAAGCAUUGGAUCGCACGGGAGACAAGCUCAGAGCGAAGCAACUGGCGGUGGAGAACAACGUUCCUGUAUUACCGAGCCUGGAAUACGACAUGGCCACUCCGCGUGCAACAGGCCUUGGAAAGAUCAAAUCAUUCGCUCAUAAUGUGGGAUACCCGGUCAUGAUCAAGGCCGUCGACGGCGGCGGAGGACGGGGCAUCCGACUCGUCCAUAGAGACGACGACCUGGGGCACGCCGUGCGCGCAUCUGCAGCUGAGUCUCCAUCACAAACAGUAUUUGUGGAAAAAGCAGCCAUAGACGGGUUUCACCAUAUAGAGAUCCAAAUCGUGGGUGAUGGUAAAGACGUGCAGCAUCUGUGGGAGCGCGACUGUAGCGUGCAGCGACGGUUCCAAAAGAUUGUUGAAAUCGCGCCAUCAUUGAUCCGCGAUAGAAAUCAGGAGCUGGUCAGCAGAAUAGCCGACGCAGCAGUACGCAUGAUGAAGGCCAUCCGUUAUCGAUCUCUUGGGACUGUGGAGUUUCUGGUCAACGAACAACUCAAUGAAUUCUACUUCCUCGAGAUCAACCCGCGGAUCCAGGUGGAACACACUAUCACGGAAGCCAUCACGGGCGUUGACCUGGUCCAGACCCAGCUACUCAUAGCACAAGGAUACUUCCUUGCGCAACUUGGCUUGGACACUUGCCCCAAAGCCCGCGGUCACUGCAUUCAACUUCGGCUAUGCUCCGAGGAUCCGCGCGCCAAUUUCUCGCUGAGUGUGGGAAAGGUGAUGGACUUUAGCGUUCCUACUGGUAAUGGAGUCCGACUCGAUACUCACAUAGAUGUGACAGGCCUCAGCCCAGUGGUUGUGGGCGCCCAGUUCGACAAUUUACUAGCCAAAAUCAUUGUCUCGGGUUCAUUGACUUGGCAAGCAACAGUUUUGAAAGCACGGAGGGUGCUAGCGGAUACGAGGAUCUCGGGUGUCAAAACAAAUUUGGACCUGCUGCGAGGCAUUAUUGGUCAAGAAAGCUUCCUCAAUGGGAGCGCAGAUACACAAUGGCUAGAAAGACACCUCGAUCAAGUCGUGCAAGAGGGGGUGAGCACCUCGGGCUCACUGCAGGCUGCGGCUCCGUCAUCCCACCAGACUGGCGCCCCAAGCAUGCCCCAGUCCAAUCUGUUGUUCCGACCAGGCGAUGCAUGGUCGAUCACUCUUGAGCCUUUGUCCAGUCAACGGGAAACACAGCAGCAGCAUCACAUCCAGCUCACACGUGUAUUGCAAAAUGAUUUCCCAGCAUCCAUUUCGGCAGAGGUGCAGUAUUCCACACCGUCAUCCUCCACGGCGUAUCGGGUGAAGUUGGAAACCACGAAUACCACUGCAUCAGCCUUGGUCUCUUCGCAUCGCCGUGGAGAUCCCCGCAAUCCACGGCACAUCGUGCUGCCGUUAUCGGGUAAGCUCAUCGAGGUACUUGUGCUUCCUGGCGACAUUAUAGAAGAAAACCAAGUCGUCGCUUUUGUGAAACAGAUGAAAAUGGAACUUGAGGUAAGAAGUCCACGAGCAGGGCGUGCACAAUGGGUUUAUGAAAUGGAGGAGGAGGAAGAGGAUGUAGCGGAAGGCAUCCUCCUGGUAGAACUAGAAGAGGAACUGCGGGGGAAGCUAUAA